AUGCCUGUGGAGGAGUUCGUGGCUGGCUGGGUCUCUGGAGCUCUGGGCUUGGUUCUGGGACACCCCUUUGAUACUGUGAAGGUGCGGCUGCAGACCCAGACCACGUACCGGGGCAUCAUUGAUUGCAUGGUGAAGAUUUACCGCCAUGAGUCGCUGCUGGGCUUCUUCAAGGGCAUGAGCUUUCCCAUCGCGAGCAUAGCCCUGGUCAACUCCGUGCUGUUUGGGGUCUACAGCAACUCCCUGCUGGCACUCACUGCAACCUCCCACCAGGAGCGGUGGGCCCAGCCGCCCAGCUACACACACGUCUUCAUAGCAGGCUGCACUGGGGGGUUCCUGCAGGCCUACUUCCUGGCCCCUUUUGAUCUCAUCAAAGUCCGGCUACAAAACCAGACAGAGCCGAGGGCCCAGCUGGGGGGCCCCCCACCCCGGUACCGGGGACCCAUGCACUGUGCAGCCUCCAUCUUCCAGAAGGAGGGGCCCCGGGGGCUGUUCCAAGGAGCCUGGGCCCUGACACUGAGGGACACCCCUACAAUGGGAAUCUACUUUGUCACCUAUGAAGUGCUGUGUCGCCAGUGUACACCAGAGGGCCAGAAUCCUAGCUCAGCCACAGUGCUUGUGGCAGGGGGCUUUGCCGGCAUCACGUCCUGGGUCGCAGCCACGCCCUUAGACGUGAUCAAGUCCCGGAUGCAGAUGGACGGGCUGAAGCGGAGGGCGUACCAGGGUGUGCUGGACUGCAUGGUGAGCAGCGUCCGGCAGGAAGGCCUGGGGGUCUUCUUCCGGGGCAUCACCAUCAACAGUGCCCGUGCCUUUCCUGUCAACGCUGUCACCUUCCUCAGCUACGAAUAUCUCCUACGCUGGUGGGGAUGAGCCUGGCCGUGCGAUGCCAGUAGCUCCCUGGCAGGCCCAGCGCCCGCCUGCCAGUUUGAGAUGGAGCUGAAAUCUCAACCAAUUUGGAAGCAUAGUUUGUAAUUCAAACGCAUGAGGCUCAGCUCUUCUGAAUCAAGGCACCUCCCAGCGGCCCAGACUGGGCUGUGGAGACACCAGGAAGCCAGUGGUGCUGGGCUCAGCCUCCGUGAAGUCGUGAAGCAGAGAGCAGGGCUCACGCAGCCUGGCCAGCGUGCUAAGCGCCGCAGUCCCCGCGCCUCCUGAAGAGCUCUGGAGGCUCUGCCGCUGGCACCAUCCCAGCCCUGCUGCCUCCACCUCCCCUUUCAAACCGUGCCCUUCUGCGACUCAGAAUCCUUUGGAGGCUCCCACCACGCUCAGGAAAAAGCCCAAACCCCUCCACCACCAGGGCCCUCCUGCCCACGAGGCUUUGCUAUCCCUUAGUGGCUUCCCGGACCCCGAACAAGCUGUGUUCUGUCAUCACCCUGGCCUGGAAGGCUUAUUCCCUCCUGACCAGCAGUGUGCAGUGCCUGGCUGACCCCAUUCUUCUCCAAGACCCAGGCUGAGCACUGUCCCCUGGAGUCCUUCCUCGGCUCCUCCCCCAAGCCCAGGCUGGCUUUGGGGUUCAGACACCUCGCUCACAUUCCUGGAUCAUGGUGCUGCCUGCGCUUCCUUGGAGUUGUUGGUUCGCUUCUCGACUUCCCCACCGGACCGUGGUGAGCUCCCCUAGGUGGGAGUUGUACUCCUGAGCGUUCCCCAGCACGUGUCCAAUAAAUGCUCGUUAAGUGAAGU
This is a messenger RNA of Propithecus coquereli (Coquerel's sifaka), 1674 nucleotides long. RefSeq names its product solute carrier family 25, member 45 (gene SLC25A45). Gene Ontology annotation, biological process: transmembrane transport. Bases 1 to 867 code for a protein of 288 amino acids. The record is from RefSeq and is a predicted model, not a curated record. Gene Ontology annotation, cellular component: mitochondrion. NCBI's taxonomy places the organism in Eukaryota, Metazoa, Chordata, Mammalia, Primates, Indriidae. Gene Ontology annotation, molecular function: transmembrane transporter activity. The transcript is spliced from 6 exons.